This is a messenger RNA of Oikopleura dioica, 699 nucleotides long. The record is from the annotation of a GenBank genome assembly. NCBI's taxonomy places the organism in Eukaryota, Metazoa, Chordata, Appendicularia, Copelata, Oikopleuridae.
AUGUCGAGCCCGCGUUCGACAAUCAUCUUUAGUGAAUUAACCGAUACGACACCGGUCGACCCUGAUGAAGGACCUUCUAAAGCAGGUGUAUCAAUAUCCGAGAUUGAUAAAAUGAUCGCACAAGAAACCGCUCCUCUUUGGAAAUUAUACGGAAACAUGCAAGCAACGAUUCAGAAGCAGCACUUUGAAUUUGAAAACACCAUAAAAAACCUGAAAGAUGAAGUGAAGACUCUUCAGGAUGAGAAAAAAGAAAUGGCGGAUAAAAUUGAUAAUCUUCAAUUGAACAAUAACCACUUAAAAGACAAUAUAAAAUUAAUGAAAAUGGAAAAUGAAAAGCUCAUGCUAUCACGAGACUAUCACGAAUUUGUCAUUACUGAAGCAGACUGGGAAAUCGAAAAAUUCAUUGUAGGAGAUGAGUCGUUAGAUGUCAAAGAGUUUCCUAUCUCUGAGCAUUUAAUGAUAAAGAAAAAAGGGCAAAUUACACGAUUUCGAGUGAAAUGCGAAGAUAUUGACCGCGAGACUGGUGAAAGCUCGAUCAAUAAAGAUGUUCAUGGAAUAAUGGAGACUGAAUAUGGUGACAUCGAAGAUGUUCCUUGGCAAAAGCUUCCUUUGAUAGAGGAAUCAUUUCAAUUCUUUCAUUCCUCUCUUUAUCGCGCGAAAGCACCUUCUGAUUUGCGAUUUAAUAUACUUUUUGAAUAA